UAUUGUUUUUAUAUUAUUGUUUUGAAACUGGUUCUACUAAAAAUGUAACCAAAUAAACUUCUUGCCGUUCAUUCUUAAUUGGGUUCAAAAACUUCAACAUGGCGGCGUUGCGAUCCCUUGGCCGGCUAGUUGCUAAAAAAUCAUUGAAACAUUCAAGUUCUGUUGGCAGGAAUCAGCAUGUUCGCUACCUGUCAAACGGCCUCCCAGGCUUAUCAGAGACCCAUCAGAUGUUGCGGCAGACUUGCAGAGACUUUGCAGACAAAGAGCUCAAGCCUAUUGCAGGACAGAUAGACAAAGAUUGUACAUAUCCAAAGAAACAGGUGAAGAUGUUAGGGGAGCUGGGGUUGUUGUGUGUGGAUAUUGCUGAGGAAGAUGGAGGAACAGGAUUGGACUACCUUGCCUACGCCAUAGCAAUGGAGGAGAUCUCCCGGGGAUGUGCCACUGCUGGUGUCAUCACGAGUGUCAACAAUUCCCUGUAUUUAGGACCAAUCAAAGCCUAUGCAACUCCUGCACAGAAGGAAAAGUUCAUGAAACCUUUCUUGAAUGGAGACAGAGUGGGAUGUUUUGCCCUUAGUGAACCAGGGAAUGGCAGUGAUGCUGGUGCAGCUUCCACAAUGGCGAAGCUAGAUGGCGAUGAGUGGGUACUAAAUGGAACCAAGUCUUGGAUCACCAAUGGAUACGAGUCAGAAGCUUCUGUUGUGUUUGCUACCACAGAUAAAAGCAAGAAACAUAAGGGAAUAAGUGCUUUCCUGGUGCCAAAGCCCACUGCUGGUUUGUCACUUGGCAAAAAAGAGGACAAGCUUGGUAUUAAAGCCUCCUCCACAUGUAAUCUGAUAUUCGAGGACUGUCGUAUACCCAAGGAAAACUUACUGGGGGAACCAGGCUUUGGCUUCAAAAUUGCUAUGCAAACCUUGGAUGCAGGAAGGAUAGGUAUAGCUGCUCAGGCCCUUGGAAUCGCUCAGGCAGCAUUCGAAUGUGCAAUAGACUAUGCCCAGAAAAGAAAAGCCUUUGGUGAGCCAAUCUCCAAGAUGCAAAUGAUUCAGACCAAGCUAGCGGACAUGGAGGUGCAGAUAGAGAGUUCUCGCCUCCUUACGUGGAAGGCUGCCAUGCUUAAAGACACCAAGAAACCUUACACUAAGGAGGCUGCCAUGGCCAAGUUAGCAGCAUCAGAGGCAGCAACAAAUGUGGCUCAUCAGGCAAUUCAGGUAUUAGGUGGUAUGGGGUACGUACGCGACAUGCCCGCAGAGCGACAUUACCGUGACGCACGCAUCACAGAGAUAUACGAGGGCACUAGUGAGAUACAGAGACUUGUUAUUGCUGGGCAGCUGCUUAAGGAAUAUCAUGCGUCUUAGGAUGUGAUGAAAUAGAACUUUGUGAACUGUUCUGUGGUUCAUAGCUUUUCGUUAGUCAUAAUGACUGAAUAUGUUCAUAAUUAUAAAAAGACCAAUUGUUCUUUAAAAUAAGUGUCCAUUUGAAAAAAGGCAUAUUUUUAUUAAUGGUUAGGGUUUUUGCUGGUGUUUGUAUGCCUUAAAAUAUAACAUCUUGAAAAAAAUUCACUCAUGAGGAAAGAUUAUCUAUUUGUAAAUUUUAUCUUAAUUAUGGUGGUCAUUGAACAUAUUAAAAGAGAUCAUUAGUUUUGAUUCGUUCAUCAUGGGCAUUUUUAAGACAGAUGAUUUUUUUCACAAACAUAGUAAUGCUAGUUCAGUAAUGUGUGGUCUUUGCAUCUUAGUUUAAGGAAGGACACAUGUAUUUUUUGCAGAUGAUUGAUUGUCUGUUUGAUUUCUUUACAUUAUAUGAAGCAUGUCUUCAUGAGUAUAUUAUGUAUUUGUUGAAAUGUAAUAAUAACGAAGACAUGUUAUAUAUUACAUAAGAAACUGUGAUAAUAAACAAGUAAAACUUG
This is a messenger RNA of Mya arenaria, 1900 nucleotides long. RefSeq names its product short-chain specific acyl-CoA dehydrogenase, mitochondrial-like. The coding region runs from base 99 to 1352 and encodes 417 amino acids. Gene Ontology annotation, molecular function: flavin adenine dinucleotide binding. Gene Ontology annotation, cellular component: mitochondrion. Gene Ontology annotation, biological process: butyrate catabolic process; fatty acid beta-oxidation using acyl-CoA dehydrogenase. NCBI's taxonomy places the organism in Eukaryota, Metazoa, Mollusca, Bivalvia, Myida, Myidae. The record is from RefSeq and is a predicted model, not a curated record. The transcript has 12 exons.